This is a messenger RNA of Aaosphaeria arxii CBS 175.79, 2068 nucleotides long. Its product is annotated as HET-domain-containing protein. The coding region runs from base 89 to 2014 and encodes 641 amino acids. The record is from RefSeq and is a predicted model, not a curated record. The transcript has a single exon. NCBI's taxonomy places the organism in Eukaryota, Fungi, Ascomycota, Dothideomycetes, Pleosporales.
UUCAACCCCCACGGCAUGGAAUCGACAGGCAAUCAUUUGCCGAACGUGCAUUUCAAUUCUGACCGGUCAUGUGUCUGCAGCUGACGAGAUGCUCCCUUUUAAUGACCCUACUGUCGAAAUACGAGUUUUGAGAUUUGAGGAAGUGCCUGUGGAUGACUCAACACCGCUUCGAUGCUCUCUUCAAAACGUCUCUUUAGACGACCGUGGGCCUCGUCCGGAUAUUGAUUGUUUUGGCCGAGAAGUAGACGGCCGCGAUGCAACCAUUGAAGGCACACCUGCUGAGACUGUUGUGCAUGAUGUUCCGACGCAGAACUCAGGAUGUCGGUUUGCAUGGGGCGAUUUCCAAACCCUUUCAUACACUUGGGGACAAGAAACUUCUUCUUCUGAGACCAUAUUCAUAAAUGGAAAAGAGUCAAGAAUACCACAUGGCCUCGCAAUCGCAUUGCGUGCUCUUGCGUGCCAACCAGAAACGCAGCUUGGUAUGCACUAUUGGGUGGACUCUUUGUGCAUAAACCAAAACGAUACCUUAGAAAAAAACCAGCAAGUUAAGCGCAUGGGAGACAUCUAUCGGAAAGCAAGAGCAGUGAUAGUGUGGCUUGGUCCUCAGGAAAGUGGGGAUGAACGAGCAAUAGCAAAAAUGAGGCAGCUGUGCCAAGUUACGCCGAAGACAAGCCAACACCCUCCCUCUCAGUACGUCUAUCCUGAUGCCUGGGACGAAUUGUACGCGUUCAUGAGAAAGACGUACUGGAGUAGAACAUGGAUUAUCCAAGAGCUAGCGAUGAACCACAAUGCGACACUAUUUUUAUGUGGCACGAUCAAAUUGACCAGACGGAUGGUUUUAAUGGCUGCCGUAUAUUGUCAACAAAUAUCUCGACGGUUCAAGGAUGACCUCCCUGUAGUUGCUGAUGAUGAUUCUCCCGAACUCCAAGUGUGGGCUCUUUCCAGUCGUAUGCACCGUCUCGUCAGCGUCUCCACUGGCUCCCCUCGCCGUAGAACAUUGGAUAAGCUUCUGAAUCUCAUCCGUCGGGCCGACGCGACAGAUAUGCGUGAUAAGGUAUAUGGAAUACUUGGACUUCUGGACGAUACUGUGGCAGCCCGUAUAGUGCCAGACUAUGAACUUUCUGUGCGACAGGUGUAUGUAAAUUUCGCCAUGACGCUCAUAGACACCAGCAAGAGACUUGAAACCAUUAUCUUCGGCGGAUUAUCCCAGGACGAUACUUGGCCUACAUGGGUGCCUGACUGGAGGGUUCAGUUCAACCGCGACCACGUUCGUUAUCUGAAGCAAGCUCGUGCCUGUGGCGAUAAUAUGAUCGCUUCGCUCGAAUUCAAGGGCGAAGAGCAGCUGCUCUUAACAUGUUCUGGCGAUAACGUAGACACAUUAACUCGUGUUGGUGCAACCCCUAACAGACCUAUCAACAAACCAAAUGAGAUCCCACGGGUCGAUCGAUACAAAGAGCGUAGCGCCAUUGCUCUGUGGAGAACCCUUCUACUAGAUGAUAUAUAUAAAAGAGAUGAGUACAUGGAAGACGAGCCUCCUCUACUGGAGGUGCCUUGGGUUGAACCUCCGGAUCCGAGCGAUGCUUCCUCACCUUCGAGUACAAAAUCUGAAUGGGACCAAGUGCUAAGAAGUAGCAACUAUCGGGACUUCCAUGAAUUCCGGCAGGCGAAUUACGAUUUUCCCAUCGGAGAACGCAAUUUGGAAGACUUUUUCCCUCAUUCUGUUCCACAGGCGCGCCUCUUUGGGAGUAGGAGACAGCUCGUCCGAGCGACUCUAUCAAUCAAGAACAGAACCUUAGCCGUGACAACGAGUGGUUACUUGUGUUUAGUUCCCGACGCUGCACAGGAAGGUGAUAUCCUUGUUAUCCUGGCUGGUUGCCGCUGUCCGAUGAUUCUUAGACCCCGCGGCAGCUUCUACGCCGUUGUUGGGGAAUGCUAUGCGCAUGGGCUCAUGGAAGGAGAAUUUUAUAAGAGUGGACAGAACUGUAAGCAGCGAGACGAAUUCACGCUCUGUUGAUACUCAGAAUAGAUUAAUCCAUCACUGGAAUAUGCAACAUAAGAUUGAUUGACG